Molecule: messenger RNA, 1625 nt
Organism: Papaver somniferum (opium poppy)
Lineage: Eukaryota; Viridiplantae; Streptophyta; Magnoliopsida; Ranunculales; Papaveraceae
Product: hydroquinone glucosyltransferase-like
Exons: 1
Coding region: 59-1447 (462 amino acids)
Molecular function (GO): UDP-glycosyltransferase activity
Source: RefSeq, a predicted model, not a curated record
UCGAUUCAUUUCUGAAUUCGCCUUAACACUCUCGAGGAAAAAAAAAAUCUUUGCAACAAUGGAAGUAUUAACUUCAGAAAUUCUCCAACCCCAUAUCAUUAUGCUACCGAGUCCAGGUAUGGGUCACCUUAUACCAUUCAUUGAGUUAGCUAAACGGCUAGUUCUUAAUCAUGGUUUCUCAGUUACAUUAACUAUUCCAACUGCUACUGCUUCUCCAUCUAAAGCUCAACAAUCUGUUCUUGAUUCCCUUCCUAGUUCUAUAAACUCCAUGUUUUUAUCCCCUGUUGAUUUGAGUAAUUUACCAGCUGGUGCUAAGCCUGAAACUGUCAUUUCCCUAACGGUAAAACGUUCGCUUCCCUCUCUUUCUAACUUGUUUAAGCACAUUACUUCAACUCACCGAGUUGUUGCCCUUGUUGUUGAUCUUUUUGGUCCUGAUGCUUUUGAUGUUGCUAUGGAGUUCAAUGUCAAACCAUACAUUUUCUUUCCAUCAACAGCCAUGCUUCUGGCUUUGCUUUUCCAAAUGCCUAAAUUGGAUCAAGAUUACACGUGUGAAUACAGAGAUGUGCAAGAACCAAUUCAAAUUCCGGGGAGUAUUGCUAUCAAAGGGAUCGAUUUUCCUGGCCCAUUGCAAGAUAGAAAAAACGAGGCCUAUACAUGGGUUUUACACCAUGCCAGAAGGUAUAAACUUGCUGCGGGUGUCUUGGUAAAUAGCUUUGAUGAUUUUGAAACAGGUACCAUUAAGGCUUUGAAGGGGAGCGAAUCUGGUAACCCGCCGGUUUAUCCUAUUGGACCGCUUAUCAGGACAGGUGGGAAUGACAAUGUAUAUGAUGAGUCAGGUUCUUUGAAGUGGUUGGAUGAUCAACCGUUUGGCUCCGUUCUGUUCGUCUCGUUUGGGAGUGUUGGUACCCUCUCCAGUGAGCAACUGAAUGAAUUAGCUCUAGGCCUAGAAAUGAGUGAGCAAAGAUUUUUGUUGGUUGCAAGAAGUCCCAUUGACAGGGCUGCAAAUGCAAGUUUCGAUUUCUUACCAGAAGGGUUCAUAGAAAGAACCAAAAAUCGGGGUUUGGUUAUUCAUCCAUGGGCUCCUCAAGUUCAGGUCCUUAGCCACACGUCAACGGGCGGUUUCUUGACGCAUUGUGGGUGGAAUUCAACCCUCGAAAGUGUGGUACAUGGCGUCCCUUUGAUUGCCUGGCCACUCUUUGCGGAGCAAAAAAUGAAUGCUCUAAUGUUAGAAGAUUUGAAGGUUGCACUACGGCCAAAGGCAAAUGAAGGAGGCAUUAUAGAGCGUGGUGAGAUUUCUAGAGUCAUCAAGGGACUUAUGGAUGGAGAAGAAGGGAAGAUUAUUAAGAGUAGGAUGGCAGAACUCAAAAGUGCUGCCACAAGAGUAUCAGAAAAAAAUGGGUCUUCAGCUAAGUCUCUCGAUGAAUUCGCAAAUACGUGGAAAAAUUAGGGAACGACAUAGAAACUUCAUUUCUAUGCACAUGAGUAUUUUUUCAUUGUCUGCUCUGAUUUGGGUGCUUAUGAGUAUUUUAUAUUCACAUGUUAUUAUUUAUUUACUUUUUAUCUUUACAUGUUAUUAUUGUGAUUGUGAUUUUGUUUGACAUCAAAAAAUAAUAAAGGUUUUGCUG